Hyposmocoma kahamanoa is the source of this 5794-nucleotide messenger RNA. RefSeq lists its product as uncharacterized. NCBI's taxonomy places the organism in Eukaryota, Metazoa, Arthropoda, Insecta, Lepidoptera, Cosmopterigidae. The record is from RefSeq and is a predicted model, not a curated record. Bases 231 to 4043 code for a protein of 1270 amino acids. The transcript has 23 exons.
UCGGGUAUCGGGCAUAGAGCGCACCACGCGCAUCGUAGUUGUGCGAUUGACCGGCAAAUGUUCGAUCAUAAAGACAAUGUUGAUAAAUAACACCAUGUGUAUAACCUUAUUUGUUAGAGCUUUACGAGAAACUGUGAACAGUGAACCGUAGUAACAGGGAGAAGGAUUGUAAUUUAUUGGGACAUGUGAUAAUAGACAGAUAGUGGAUGUGUGAGUGAGUGUGUGAGCAUAUGGGGCAAUGCGUGUCCAGGGGUCAACCGGGCCCUUAUGGGUUCGUCCGGCACUAUGAUGCCGAGAGCCUCGCAAGCAACAUCAGUGGAUGCAGGGCGCAAAAGGGUCACUCUGAAUCGAAGGGUGCGAAGAAGCGGGAGAAGAGUGUCGGCGGGGGCGGAGGCGGAGGGGGGAACGGGAACAAACCAAGCCGGGGGGUGGCCACGUCGUUCGGGUUUCGUCGUCGGCCCGCCAGCUCGUCGCGCGCGGACGACAACGCGCGCCGCAAGAAGGCUCAUGACAAAAACGGCAAUGGCGGUUCCACGGAGGACUUACGACAGGAAGAAGUACUGUCGGGCCGGUCGACUCCUCUCGCGCGGCCUCGCAAGGAGACAGGAGGACAACCACUUAGAUCCAAUAGGUUCGGUUUCAGGCAGCCGCACAGCAAGACGGCGAAGGUGGGCGAUGUGAGCAUCAACGCCGAACAAGCUUUCGGUUUCAACGACAAGGAGUCUGCCAUUAAUAACAACGCUAAAGAUAAGAAAAGUACAACAAAUCAGCAGUACAACAACCAACUUCCCCUUCUAUCCACACAAGUCUCGUCUACGGGUCAAACCACAAUCGUGGGAGCAGCUGGCCUGCCCAAAUCUGUCACCAAGCAGACUGUCAUCCUCACUUACCAGCCGCAACAGUUCUCCGCACAAGAAUGUCGUCAGCGACCACCGCGUGGCGAGCAAGUUCGCGCAUCUUCCGUCACCAGGGCGCAGUGUAUAGGGGAGAAGCCCCCCGGGAAGUACACCUUCCAGACCAAUCAACUGCCGCGUCCGCAGUACCCAACUGUCAAGAACAUUGACACAAAAACCGCUAAGCAGGUGGUGAACAACACUAGGAAAGCUGACGGCUGGAGGGAAGGAGCAGGGUCAGCAGUAUCUACCGACUCUGGUGUGUGGACAGGGGCGGAGGCGGAUGGAUCUCCGCGCUCGCGCCGGCGCCCGCGCAACCUCGAGAUGGUGAUGCGCGAUUCGCACAGCUUCCACCUGCGAGAGCUGCUCGUGGCCGACCUUGAUAUCAUGGAUGAUGCAGUAGUAACCGGUCACGCAGUGAUUCCUCUUCCUAAACUUCCUAGCUCCUUCGACGAGCAGGAUUCUCCUGAAGAUGACUUCCCCACCCCCGCUCCCACCUACAGAUCACCGUCCCCUAUCCUACCAAAGCCUACUCCAACUCCCGUGGAUCGCCAGUCUCCCAUGUCGACUCUAGAGAGAUACCGCACAAGGACUAGGCCUAGCCGCAUCCAAAAUCUAGACUAUAAGGACGAGGAGAAAUUUGUUUUGGAUCGAGCACAACCUGAGAUGUUGAAUAAGCAGAACUCGUUCAUAAAAUCUCCACCUGGCGUGGCAUCACCAAACACAGUCAACUCAAGCAAGGAGUCCAGCCCAUCGUGCAAGAGCGAAGAGAGCCAUUUUGCCAGCGGCGCCUGGCAGAGCCACGCAGCGGGUGAGGCGAUGGCUACCAGGUACACCUACAAACGCAUAUCUCAAGACGACGUAUCCAUCGCACUAAGCGUUUCGAGUUGCGAAGAUGAGAAGUCCAAACUGGAGAUAAAGGAGGCUCAGAAGCUUCAAGAAAUGCCCAGGAAGACAAUCGUGAUCACGGAUGAGCCAUCUGUGCCCCACCCACUUCUCAUGAAGUCUAUUACUUUGAGCCAACAUGACUCAUUACGUGGCACUAUGAUGGGAUCAAUGUCGAGCUCAAACUAUAGCACCACGAGUACGUGCACUAAUCAAAGCGGUGACCAUCACAACUUCACGCUGACGCUUGAGGAGUCCAAGUUCGACAUGUCAGCACUCGAGACUUCCACCCACAGUCUUCUAGAUGAUGAAACCUCGCCAGCUGACAGUCUAAUUUCUUCGACCAGUACAAGUGAUUCGAACAAUGAUCUGCACGUGGAAAGGGAUCCGACGGUAUCGAGUUCAGCGUACCAGACGGCGAAUACAAAGACUAGAUCGCUUGAGCAGGAGGAGGUGGAUGGAGUUGCGCUACAACCUGUUAAGGAAGACAAUGAAACCCGCAGCCCAGAAGGCAGUGGCGAAGGCAGCAAGAAUCGUACCCCGGACUCACCUGGCACUCCCACUCAUGCAUCAGGGGAGCUCUCCCUGUCCGAUGGACGUGAUUUCUUCGACGAUGAGAUCGCUGACCAGCCGGCCCUGCUCUUCCGAAAAAAUACUGAAGGCAACCUAUCCAGCAAGGGAGUGGAAACCGAAGCUAGCAAGUUACUGAGGAGGUCCAGGGAACGUAUCACGUCUAGUCCAUUGGUGCAGAGGAAUCGCAAAUUACUUGGGCGCGGCGGUACAGAGCGGACCCCCUCAUUGGACACGCUGUCAAGCCUGGCCUCCGACGACCUGAUGAUGGAUAAUGACUUGGCACGCUCUAUCACCAGUCUACAAAGCGUCGACGACUACAUUGAAAGGCUGGACAGCUCGCUCCGCAGCGGUCUAAACUCCAUGGACGAGCGUCAACUUCGCCAGGAGCUAUCAUCAUCCCAAACCGCCGUGCGGCAAUGGAGUCAGCUACUCGAGCAGAGCCACAUGCUUGACCGCGAACUCGCCGCCAUCGCACAUGGGAAAACUGACACUCUGGCUGCUAGCACCACCAGCCUUACCAGUCUAGGAGCGAGCCUGCCCGUACGCACGGCGCGACUGCUGCAGCGGUCGCGUGCGCAGACGCCGUCGGAGGGCACCGGCGGCGGCGGCAGCGACGGCAGCACGUCGCCCGCACCUGCGCCCGCCACUCUACUUCAAGACGUGGUCGACAUUAAGACCCUGCUGCUACAGCUUAAGCGGGUCUUGCAGGAGCCCGGGGAGGAGCAUCAUUCGAUGAGUAGCGAAACUCUCGACCCGUUGCUAGCGGCGUGCGCGGAGAGCCCCGCGCGCGGCAACGGGCGCCGCCCCCCCGCCUCGCCGCUGCACCCCGACGCCUGUGCCGAGAUGCGUCGUCAGAUACUCUAUCUGCAGAGCCAGUUAGAGGAGCGCGACCGGCUGGUGCGAGUGCUGCAGCAGCAGAUGCUCCGGAUGGCGGAGAAUCACGAGCCGAAAGCCGACGACACCUGCAAUCGCGCCACGCAGACCGACCGGUUGCGGCCGCCAGUCAGCACGGCGCUAACGAGUUCUGAAAAUUCCGGAUUAGUGAGUUGGAAUGAACAAGCUAGCGGACGGAAGCUGCCGUUGUUUAGUGAAGCACAAAAGACUAAGAGACCUGUAGCCAACGGGACUGUAAUCAAAAUAUGCCAGUGUGGGGGGAGGAGAGUGAAUGGGUUGACGAAUGAGGAGGAAAGAAGGGAUCCCGUACAGUUAAGGACGACCAGUCGCGUGGGAUCGAAAUACUUGCAAGCCCUCGCGAACAGCGGUGCCGAAGCCCGACGCUACGUGAAACGUGACUCGUCCGUUGGGGAAAAAACUGACCGGAAAACCAUCAUCUAUUCCACGCGAUCUCGCUCAAUAGAGAACUUUCAAAACCACACCUAUGCUAUAAACGAACCCUUGCUUGCGAAAAAAGCCGUCAUCGAAGAGUCCUCGCUUAUCAAGCACCAUACAUCUUACGGCGACCUCUACAACGGCCGGAUUAGCAGCAAAGAAAGCGUGAACGGCAAUAGACAUAGUCCUAGUUUAAAUGGUCAAUCUACUGACACAGACUAUAGUUCUGACGGUGGUUAUAAAUCUCUGCCGUCUUCUAUUAACUGCAACGGACGCUCUCCGAAGAAGGUGAGCGGCAUUCCCCGAAGAUCGAUGGAACAAAAGUUCAUUUCCACUAAACAUGUGAAAGCGAGCGCAAUUUGAACGCACAGGGAGUGAUUGAAUUGGUUGAUUGUGAUAUCUAUAGAUAGGCCGGCCUAUUUGGUAACACCUUGGAACAUCCGUGUAGAUACGUCCAGGUUUUCAGGUCCAGUUUCAAAGUUAUCUUUUUCGAUAUAUGGGUGGUUAAGUAUUUUAGUUUCUGAGGUGUAUCGCAGGGUCGAAGGCUCGCUUACGCAAUGUUUUAAAGCAACAGUGCCAUCAAAACCUGGAGUCGAAACGCCCCGGGCGGCACUCGAGCAAGGCUUGUUCGCAUUUAUUUCCACUCCUUACGAGGCUAUAUGUAAGCUACAUUUAAUUGUUGGAUGCCAAAUUAUAAUCGGUAUAUUCAUCUUAAAAUAUAUAUAAUUAGAAUCUAAUAUGUGAAUGUAAAAUCUGUUCUUUUUGUUUGACGUGAAAUGUUCCGUUUCGUAAGUGAUUGCUUCGAGCAUUUUGUUUUAUUAAUUUCUAGAUUGACCUCUGUAUUUACGUACUCUGUAAUUAUAUACACAUAGAGAACGAACUCAUUUUCUGUAGAGUUUAGUUACAAAUUUGUAUACAGACGAUAAAAUGUUAUCUUAGAUUUUCUAUGGUAGACAAACUAGUAGAUAAAGCUGUAAUAUGUGAUAAGGGUGGCUGUUAAGAACUCAUAUUAAAUACUUUCUUGGUAAUCAAUUAGCGGUUUAACAUUGUAUACAGUUUGAUUAAUUGGAAUAUUUACUUGUCUAUGUGUGAUACUACCAUAGUAACAUAGGACAAGUAUGGUAACUCCGUACAAACAUAGCAACGCGGCUUGUAUGUGUGCGCGCCCUUCAAGUGCCGUGUAUGGACGCACACAUCCGCAAAAUGCAAAUUUUUUAUAAUAUCAAAUGACGGCACGUCGAGCGCCUGUCCAUGACACUUGUAGUACCAAUCAGAACUUUAAAUCGAAAGAUCAAGAUCUGAGGGGCACUGCCCGUAACCCUGAGACAUAGUUGACAAGUCACCCCGUCCCUUCACAACCGGAACGCAGUAUUACUAACAUAGUAAUGUUAGUAUUGUCUGCUUGGCGCAGAAAUAGGUAAGGCCUUUCAUUAUUAUAGUGGUGUUCCAUUAUGGGCGGGUAGAUUUUGCCAGUUCAUAGCGGCCAUGUUGUUGAGGCUGCUUUUGUCAAAAAUCGAAUCUGUUGCAUAUUUUUCAGUCAUUAAAGACAAAUUAUGGCAAGUUGCAGCGUCGAGCAACACGUGCAAAUGAUGAAAAAGUAUUAUCAAAAUGGCUGUUCUAUUAUUUGUGGCAAUAAUGCGCACGUUUUAAUGUUUACGUGGUCGUCCUUCCCUGUCGACUGUUCAAAGAAGCCCUUGAUGGAAAAUCCUUUUUAAGCGAAUGUGUGCGUCCGUACACAGCGUGCAGUGAGCGUGCACACAUGUAAACCGCGCUCCUGCGCAUGAAUUGAGUUACCAUACUUAUUGUAUUAUUAUACUAUGAUACUACUUUGUUUGCUGUAUAAAAUUCUUUAGAAAAAGACAGUAGGUAUCAAAUAGGUACAAAACUUCUUAAGCUUAAAGAGCAUUUUUGUAUUUUAAUCACAAAUUGUCAUUUUUAAUGCAUUUGUCGUAAUGUAUUGUAAUGUAUUUAGCCGUUGAAAGUAAUUGUUAAUGUUCCGAAAGCCUAAUACAUAAGUACCUAUCAUAUUGAUACCUAGAAUAUAAUUAUCAUUAAUUGUACCUCUCUGUGUAUGUACUUGGCUACGUCAUCUACUCAUUAUAUUGCGCUUUCCU